UAUUUAGGUCAUGGUUAACAGCGCACGACCGCAUACUGGUUUUAACUUUUGGUUUUUACCUCAGUCUCAAUCUCCGUCUCCGUCUCCCUCUCCACCUUUGCCUUGUGGUGGUUUUUUGUAUUGCCAAAAUAACCGACGAUGGCCUGCAGGUUGGCUAAUUUAAAUUGGACGCGCUUAGAGCUUAAAACUUCAAAUGCCGCCCUUUAUUCUGCUGCUGCCCAUUGAAAAGCCAUCAAUCAUGGCUUUUAAUAAGGCGCCAAUGUAAUUCCCACCACAAUUACGCUUACUUUUCACAGAUUCCACACUCAACGACAAUCACAACAACAACAAUAAUAGCGAACAUGAAACGCCGGAAGCUGAUCAUUUGCUGGGCAGCUCUACAGGCGGCCAGCAGCAUCUUGACCUGUCUGCUGCUGCUGCUCACCCAGCAUCCGGCAGCGGCCGGCAUUGUGCCGCCCCCUUGGAGUGAUCCCGCCAAGAAUCCCUGCGCCAGCAUGGCCGGCGGUUGGCAAUUGCUCUACUGGACGCCGCUCAAGAAAUGCUUCAAGAUCUUCACGCUGGGUUUUCCCUGUCCCGACACGAUGGAACUGAGUCCUUCGCCGAUUAGUGCCAAGCGUAAGGAUGUGCCCGCUGCGGAGUGUCGCUGCCCACCGGGAACAGCGCUCAGUCCCUUAACCGAUGCCUGUCAUGCCCUCUACGAGCGUGGUCCUUGUCCGCAUGGCGAAUACUUUCAACCACUGCCGGAGCAGACCAAGAGAGCCGACAAUCGUUGGGGCAGCUGCAAGAGGCAGCUCCAAUGCGAUGAGGGCAUGUUGUUCUGGCCCAGAGAUGGCAAGUGUUAUCCCAAUCACUCCAAGGGACCCUGCAUAAGGGGCAAGUUGCUCAUGCGCAAUGAGGAUGGCUUAGCCGAGUGCCGUUGCCAUCCGUUUGGCGAGUUGGGUGAGUUCUACUACAGCGUGGAGGACUCUUGCUAUGAGCACUACACGAAGGGACCCUGCUCCACACCUGGACACAUCUUUCUCCCCGGCGGACGCUGCGAUUGCCAGCGACAUCUGCCGCACUAUUAUGCACCGCAACAAAUGUGCUUCGAGCUUGACACACCGGGACCUUGUCCACCGGGUCACAUCUUUCGCAUACCCGACGAUGUGGAUGCCAAUCCGGAGGCCAACACAUUACAACUGCUGCCACAUGCCAAGUGUCUGUGCAAGGAGGGUUAUGUGCCCUGGAGCGAUGGUCUCUGCUAUCGCCUCUACACUCGUGGUCCAUGUGCAGCCAACGAAUUUCUGGUGAAUGCCACAACUUGUGUGCGCAACUUUUGUGGCAAGAAUCGCCUGUAUUUCCCCACCGAGGACUCUUGCUAUAGGAUUGGCUCGCAAGGUCCUUGCUCACUGCACCAAGUGGUUGUGUUUGACUUUACGGCGCGACCCUCGCUGGAUGGCAUCUCGUACAACGGCAUGUGCGGUUGCUCUGGUGUCCUCACGAAUCUGGAUCAACAGUGCGCGGCCAGCAAUGAGCAGGAGAAGAGCAUUUGCGAGGCCACCCCUGGCAUGGUCGAGAUGAAUGGCCAGUGCCAUAAACUCUACACACGCGGACCUUGUGGCGCCGGCCAGUGGCUGGAGCCGCUGAAGACGCUGCCCUCCAACAACAGUACCAUGCUGCUUGGCUAUGGCAGCCGGGCAAAGUGUGUUUGUCGGCCGGGUUAUACGCCGGCGGAAACCGAUCAUGGUGGCACACACAAUUGCAGUGCACCCAGCGUUAGUCUGGCGAGGUAUUUAACCAUCGAGCGACACAACUCGAAAUUCUUCAGUGAACUGCACCCUCCUCUGUCGUAAACUGGUCUCUCUAUGUACAUAGUACGCUUCUCUACUCUCUAUCUCCUUUGCUAUGAAUGUGAUCCACAAAAAUAUCCUCUGGUGUCCUCCUCCUUCUACGUUUUAUUAUUUAUCUCGCAUGCUGCAUGCUGCUGCUGUCUUCUACCACUCCUUCCUAUAUGAUCUGUUUGCAGAUCGUUCGAUUUAAUC
Messenger RNA from Drosophila albomicans, 2021 nucleotides. RefSeq lists its product as uncharacterized. The transcript has 3 exons. NCBI's taxonomy places the organism in Eukaryota, Metazoa, Arthropoda, Insecta, Diptera, Drosophilidae. The record is from RefSeq and is a predicted model, not a curated record. Bases 342 to 1832 code for a protein of 496 amino acids.